CGAUGUCCCGCGAGUACUCUGACCCGGACCGACUCUGACUGCUUUGGAGGACAGGCCGUGAUGUGAUGGAAAGGGCGCACUGCCGCAUCAAGGUGCCUUGUAGACGCUGCCCAUGGCGUCUUGCGAAAGGGAUGAGAGCUCGUCGCAUAGUAACUUGCAAGGAUACAAAAUCCUCCUAGGCUACGAACCAAGCUGAGCCAGUUGCUUGGGUCAAACAGCACGGAGUGAUUUAGGUCGCAGAGCAGAAGGGCCCAUUGCUUCUCCGGAAUGCUGCAAGCUUCUGGUGAUUGAAGCAGCCAGCAGGCAGGCCUGGACCCCUGACUUUGUUUCGGUCUCACUCACAGCAGCGGGCGCCCAGACUGAUGUCGCCAACGAAUUGAUUGCUGAGUACUCUUGCUGUGGAGCUUGACGUCCCAGCAAUAGACCACUUACUACUGCAAAGACUCCCAACAAUUGCUCAAAUCAUCAAAGCUCAAAAACAAAGCUGGAUCAUUAUAUAUGCACACGAGCGAUGCCACUGCCCCAUGUCCUUUAAUAAGGAGGGCUCCUCACAGAUUCAUUCCACAGGUCUCAAGUCAUCUAAGCUGCAGCUGAUCUGAGUGACCUUUUUAUCUGCAGCAUUCAACCAGCCUUGAGCUUCCAGCAAUUGAUCUGAACCCUGAAAACAAUUGAAAACAUGAGAGCUUCCAAGCUCAUCCGGCGAAUACUGCCUUGCUGGCAGCUCCCAGUCACUCUUCUCUUGUGCACCGCUAUGCUCGUGUCCCUCCCCCCUUUAUGGGGUUGUUUUAACGGAGGCUUCCUCGGUGUCAAUGGCACGGCCCUGAUCUGCCGCAGCACCAACCGGGUACAGCAGCCAAGGGAGCUAGCAUUUGCAGUGCACAAGCGUCAGAAGCUAGCAAAUAAGACGCCUUAUGGGGGGAGCUCUGACGAUGCUCUCCUGGGAGAAGCAGAGGCGGACCGCAAUCAAAGCUCAGAGACGCCGGUGAACGAAACGCAUGCUUUGGAUAUCGAGUUGGGUGGGGCAGAAGUCACAGAGCACGGGGGUAACAAUAGCGGGGGUUCGCAUGCAUUGCAUAAUGAAACUAGAGUUGAGACACAGGUGGUCCCCUCUGAGGAAGGAACGAGAGGGGUUGCCGAAAGGGGAACUCCUGAGACUGUAGAAGCUGAGACACAGCAGGCUUGUGCGAACGGGGGGGACACGGACGCUCCGGGCUGUUCGGAAGCGGGCAGUGCCUCGGAAGGCGCAGGGAGCCUGGACGACAAGAAUGGGGAAGGGGCAGCGGGUGAUGGAGUUCUUCAGGAGGAGUUGCAGAACAAGCUUGGGGAUGUGUUGGGCUCAGAGGACGAGAAAGCCCCAGAGAUCCGGGACGAGAGACGGAGUGAGGAAGGAACGGGGGAGGUAGGGAAGGAGGAGGGGCCGAAGAGAGAGGCUGUGGGGGGAUUGGGAGCGGCAAGUUCUGCGGAGCUUUCUGAGGGAGGGGCACAACCAGUAAGGCCCGACCCUAGUUGCCGUUCGGAUGAGCUCGUCUACGUGUACGAUUUGCCGUCAGAGUUCCACACGGACGUCCUCUCGCUGUCUUGCGCCGGCAGCAGCUUCUGGUCGCAACACCCCCGCAAUGCGUGCACCGUGUACGCGCCAGAGCUGGGAGGGAUCGGGCCUCGCCUAACUGGAAGCGAAGUUGCGCUUUUGGAAGAGAUGGGGAGCCCCGUGAAUAGCUGGGCGGAUACGGGGCAAUUUGCGCUGGAGGUCAUGUUUCACCAGUACAUGCGCGACUCGUACCCCUGCCGCACUCUGGACGGCAACGAAGCGGCCGCGUUCUACGUGCCCAUUUACACCGGCAUGCUGCAUCACAAUCGGACGCUCCACUGUGAUCGCGCCACGUGUCCCGAGUAUUCGCCGCUUGGUUUGGUGGGGCGGCUACUGGGCGCCCACCUGAAUAAGCUGCCGUAUCUCCGGAGGAAUAAGGGCCGAGAUCACAUCACGACGAUGGGCCACGUGAACUUCGACGGCUUGCAAGACGACACGUGUUGCACCAACGGCCUUCUCAAGACGAAGCACACCAAGAACUUCGUCAUCAUGGGCAUUGAAUCGAGCGUCUUUACGGGACCGGAGCGCCAGGUCAGCAUCCCCUACCCAACCUGCUUCCACCCCGGCAGCCCGGAGGACAUCACCGCCCACCAACAACUCAUCCAAUCAUCCAACCGAACAAACCUGGCGAGUUUCGCCGGGCAGUUGAACCGGGAGGGCCUCCAUUGGGGCCGCAACCUGCGGGCGAAAAUCGCCGAGCAGUGCGAGCUUCACCCGGGGGACUGCCAUCUGGUCGAGUGCGGCAUGGAGUGCCCGUGCACGAAAGUCCUCGAAGCCCAGCUCGCGGCGAAGUUCUGCCUGCAGCCCAGCGGGGACAGCCCCACCCGGCGGAGCCUCUUCGACUCGCUGCAGGCCGGGUGCAUCCCAGUGCUCUUCCACCGGGCGUCCGCUUACGACGAGUACACGUCCUUCCUCCCGCAAGACGAGAGCAGCUACUCCGUCUUCAUCCCGGAGAAUGACGUCAUGCAAGGCGGGGUUGACAUCAUCGAGGAGCUGCGGCGGAUCCCGGAGGACGAACUGCAGCGGAAGAGGGAUGUCAUUGCGAGCAUGUUGCCGUCGAUCAGCUACGAAGACCACGAGAGAGCGCGCGCACAGGCGCGAAGCGCGGCCGCGGCGCUCGAAAGCGCCGACUCGAAACCUCGAAACCCUCUGGGAGUGGGGAGCGCCUACGAGGUUGCGCUGGCGGAGGCGCUUCGGCGCGUGGAAAGGGCGCUUGAGACUCCCUCGUAAGGUGAUCCAAGUUGGAAGUCUAUUACCGGUACUUUAUAUAAUACAAUAGCCGCUGACUGAUAGCACUUAAAUAGAGACGGAACUGUGCACUGCGGAGGAUCGUUGACUGAAAUGGCAAUAUACCGUUGGAUGAGUCAGUCCGGAUGCCGCCUGAUUUGUCAUAUAAAGUUCACUGUAUCAUACGGUUGGCUGGACAGAUGUAGCUAGAGGGCCCUAAUCACCCUUACGUUCCGCUUCGCAUAGGACCAGUGGUAUUUAGAGUCGACAGCUAUGCAACAAUCCGGAUACAGCAAAGACCUGGUAAGAUCUAUACGAGUCCUGAAGGGUCUAGGCGUCGCAGUGUCGUGUUGUUGCGUGCUUUGUCGAUUGACUAGUUGAGUCAGCCAAAGACUGUAUGGUAGAUUUUGCAGGUAGGGCUCAAAAACAUACGAUAUUGCAAUGCGGCCUCAGUGCAUGGUUCCGCUUUUGAUACCCCACCUCAUGCCAGACACUGUGGAAAACUCCAACAUUCAC
Messenger RNA from Klebsormidium nitens, 3331 nucleotides. The record is from the annotation of a GenBank genome assembly. Lineage: Eukaryota; Viridiplantae; Streptophyta; Klebsormidiophyceae; Klebsormidiales; Klebsormidiaceae.